Molecule: messenger RNA, 800 nt
Organism: Melospiza melodia melodia
Lineage: Eukaryota; Metazoa; Chordata; Aves; Passeriformes; Passerellidae
Gene: MOB1B
Product: MOB kinase activator 1B
Exons: 6
Coding region: 72-722 (216 amino acids)
Biological process (GO): positive regulation of protein phosphorylation; hippo signaling
Cellular component (GO): nucleus; cytoplasm
Molecular function (GO): protein kinase activator activity
Source: RefSeq, a predicted model, not a curated record
GCUGCCAUUGGGAGCCGAGCCGCGCCGAGCCGAGCCCAGGCAGCCGCCGGUCCCGCUCUUCCGCCAUCGCCAUGAGCUUCUUGUUUGGCAGUCGCUCUUCCAAGACCUUCAAACCAAAGAAGAAUAUUCCUGAGGGGUCCCACCAGUACGAGCUGCUCAAACAUGCCGAGGCCACGCUGGGGAGCGGCAACCUGCGCAUGGCCGUGAUGCUUCCAGAGGGGGAGGACCUCAAUGAGUGGGUGGCAGUUAACACUGUUGACUUCUUCAACCAGAUCAACAUGCUCUAUGGAACCAUCACGGACUUCUGCACAGAGGAAAGCUGCCCUGUCAUGUCUGCUGGCCCCAAGUACGAGUACCACUGGGCAGAUGGCACCAACAUCAAGAAGCCCAUCAAGUGCUCCGCACCCAAGUACAUCGAUUACCUGAUGACCUGGGUCCAGGACCAGCUGGAUGAUGAAACGCUCUUUCCUUCCAAAAUAGGCGUACCAUUCCCAAAGAACUUCAUGUCAGUGGCCAAGACAAUUCUCAAGCGUCUGUUCAGAGUUUACGCCCACAUCUACCACCAGCACUUCGACCCGGUGAUCCAGCUGCAGGAGGAGGCACACCUUAACACUUCUUUCAAGCACUUUAUAUUCUUUGUUCAGGAAUUCAACCUUAUUGAUAGAAGAGAACUUGCACCACUUCAAGAACUGAUUGAAAAACUCACCUCCAAGGACAGAUAAAAGGAAGAGGACUUCUUGGAGUCACUUGUUUCUUUAAGCGAGCGUGUGGUAUUUGUUUUUUGUUAAUUGUUUUUUUUU